AGGGAGUGGACGUGGGAGUGGGAGGAGGGGGAGAGGCGUUGAGUCCACUUCACGUCGACACAACACAAGAGUGCACAGAAGGAGGAGGACCGUUGGAGGAGCAUCUUCCCUUUGCCAGGCUGGCUCUGGCUCCCCUUCCUCCAUCAUCUCCUAUAGUGUGAGUGUGCGUGUUUUUAAAUGCAUUUAGACGCUGCGUGGGACGCGCACAGAGGGGGAAGACAAUCCCGGAAAUAACACGCGUACACGCAGCCGGUCACGUACGCUCUGGAGUGGAUUUGCAUUGCUGUGGGCUGCUCAACCCAACUCAAGCUGAAAAUGUUUCUACAAUAGUGCACGCCACCAGACAUCUCGGAGGUGGAGGGAUGCUUGCAAAGGAAAAACAAAAGUCGGAGCUGAAAGUGGUUGCAACAGAGCUCCUUUCCGUCACGGCGCUUGGUGAGAAGAUGAAGCGCGGACGUGGGCUACGUGCAUAUCCUACGGCUCAUGAUGAGAUGAAAUGGAGCGUUGGGGGCUGAAGGACCUUUUAAAGCCGAUAUCGGUCACAGCUUCAGCGCCUCAGAAUAAAAGGAUCAGCGGACAGCAGCUUGUUUGUUCACCGGCAGAAAUUGUGUACACUUACCCGGCGGACAUGGGGCUCAAUGGUUUGUGCGGGCCCGCAAUCGGGGGUCCGAACACUGAAGAUUUUCUCGUGGGUCUCGCCGACCCCCCUGGACUCACGACCCCGACGAAACAAUGCAGAACCGGCGUGCCGCUCUACAACGGUGAUGUCGCAUCUCCGUCUGUGGAGGGGAGCCCACCAGGUGCAUUAGCUCAUACGCCAAACCCGGCGCAGAUAAAGUGCACAGCAGGGACCCCCGUAUACCCUCUGAGCAGCAGAGCCUGUCUAGUGGAGAAUGGGGACCCCGUUUUGAUGAGGAGGACCAACAAUGAACUUAGAGCCAGACAGCUUAAAAGGAGAGGUGGAGAGAACCGGGACUUGGGAUCUGAGACACUAGAUUUAAGUUGUUCAGAAGAUUCAGUUUUUGCCAUAGGGGAGUCUGACUUGAAGCGGAGGAGGUUGGCCGAUGGAAAUAUUGCUCCCAAAUGUUCCAGGCUGACUGCCGACUGCAGUAAAAGUUGCUAUGGUAACCAGGUGAUUUCCAGUCCUUGUGUCGCUCCCCAGACACCCCUGGCCCCUGCGCUCCCCCCGAGUAUCCAACACAACAUAUAUCAGGUGGCAACCCCCGGCUUGCACGGUCAGACCUCCCCCUUGGAGGCAAACGGCAUCCUGACUCUGUCCCCUCCGGAGGGUGCCGGCUGGACGGCGGAACACAUCGCCCUGCAGUACAUCGUGCCCUGCAUGAAGUACUACGGCAUAUUUGUGAAGGACCACUUCCUCGGCCCUACGCUGGGCGAGCGGGUCUUGGAGGAGGUCGAAGUCUUAAACCAAAGCGGGAAAUUCCGGGGCGGACAGCUGGUGAGCCAAAAAGGCAUUCCCUCCCGAAGCAUCCGGGGCGACCAGAUUGCCUGGGUGGAAGGACAUGAGACUGGAUGUAAGAACAUCGGGACGCUGAUGACCCAUAUUGAUGAAGCUGUCAUGUACAGUGCGGCCAACGGACAGCUGGGGGACUGCGUCAUUAACGGACGGACGAAGGCCAUGGUUGCUUGUUACCCAGGUAACGGUGCCGGAUAUGUCCGUCAUGUGGAUAACCCCAAUGGCGAUGGACGCUGCAUUACGUGUAUCUACUAUCUGAACAAAAACUGGGACGUCAAGAUGCAAGGAGGGUUGCUGCAGAUCUACCCUGAAGGCAAGAAUGUGGUUGCAAAUAUUGAACCCUUGUUUGAUCGACUGCUAAUAUUCUGGUCCGACCGCCGGAACCCACAUGAAGUCAAACCAGCCUAUGCUACUCGCUAUGCCAUCACAGUCUGGUACUUUGAUGCCAAAGAGCGAGCAGAAGCGAAGGAGAAAUACAGACUGGCAACGGGACAGAAGGGUGUUCAGGUGCCUGUCAGUCAGAACAGCAGGGCAUGAAUCUCAUCUUAAUGACCGGAGAGCAAGCAUGGAAGCACCAUGUGUCUUUCUGAGCUCUUAAUGGACGUCAUAAAGGAAGUCGCUGUUAAACUGUCACCCCCUUUCUGCAUUUAUGGAGCGUAGCGGACAUCAAGUCUUGCGGCUUGGUGAUAUGAGAGGAAACAAGUGGUCCUCUUCUUCAAACAAUCUGACUUCUCCCAGGUUUUUUUGUCUGCAUUUAUUGAUAUGUCAGGUCAAAGAGGAGAAACUAUAAUACAGCGAGGAGAAUGUGGUACUUGUUCAUUCAGUACUGACUUUACACACGAAGCUGAGUUAUUGCGAUCUUUCAAAUGAGAGAGGCUUAUUAAACAUUUCAGGACUGAAUUUCAAUAAUGCACAUAGCAUGUGGAAAAACUUUACGCGUUGGGAUCUCUGUAGAAACGAUGUGGACAGAUCACACUUCAUAGUCUCAAACAGGGUCUCAUGUAAUUGUGUGCGUGUCAUACCAUACACCUUUAUGCAUACCUCGUACUUGUUUAAAGUACCAGUAGAAUAUAAAAACAAGUUGACUUCAUAUGCUUAACUGUUUCAUUGUAUCAAUUAAACAAUAACCUGUUGUAUUUACAAUAUACAAAGUAUGUGAAAAUACCUUUAAACCAUCUCAAAAUGCCACAAUAUCAGACGGCCAUUUAGAAUAUUCUGCUCCGAAACUCUUCGGCAAUUUCCGUAGAUUCGGGGUCGGAUGAUGUCACGGUGCACUCUGGCUAUAUCAGCUGAUCAGUCAUACUGGAAAUGUGCAAACACUAAAAAGAGAUGCGCGGUUUAUCAAUCAUAAAUCCUACAAAAAACAUCAAAACAUUGUUCUUUUUUUAUGCAUUCUAAGUCUUAAAUUAGAAAGCUAACAAUAGAGUCAGUUGGAGCUCUCUGUUCCGCCCACAAAACCCCAAUAACCAUCCAAAACCCACCAACUGAGGGUGUAACAGUAUGUGUAUUUGCAUUAAACCGUUUCGGUACGGGGGUUUCGGUCCGGUUCCGAGGUGUAUCGAACGAGUUUGUAAUCUAAAGUCUUAACAAGCUGCUCUGCUUUCUGCCUCUGUCUCAGCACCCAGCAUUGUCCCACCCAAACAACCAUCUAAUUGGUUACAUACAAAGCCAAUCAGCAGUGCAUAUUCAGAGCGAUGUAACAGCCAUUCAGCAGUGCCUAUUAAGAGCGCAUGUAGUCAAUGCUUCAGCGUCGAACAGAUAUGUGUUUAGCAUGUGAGCAUACGGCAGCGUACUCUCCCCAAAUUAUAAAAACCACCUCCCAGUCACAACUACUACUAACAUCACUAUGAGCCCGUUGACCUUCUAAAAACUUAAACUGCAGCUCAGCUUGCUCGCAGUUCUGGCUUGAGGUGAAGGUUAAUUAGCUUUUAGCGUAACGUUAGCUCAUUUUGCUGUGUGCGUGUGUGUGUUAGGGGCAGCAAAGCCCUGUCUGUCUGUUAUUUCACAUGAACUCCAUGGUGUUCAGGGAUGAAUAGCCUCUCAUUGCUAUUGUAAUAUUUUUUCAGCUAUAGUUACAUGAAUCAUUAGUAAUGUAGCAGCCUAGUUUUGAAUGGCAGGGUCCCUGCUAUCACAUGUUGACAAAAAUAUAACAUUUACUUAAUAAAAGUCAACUACAGGCUUCCCAAAUGCUGUAAUAAAUUAAGCAUGAUUAAUUGACUUGAAACUGUUUAAUGCUGUACUUUUUAAUGUAGAAGAAAGGUUUUGUCAUUUUAUUUAAUCAAAGCAACAACUUGAGGCAGUUUAAUGUGGAUUAACGUGGGCAGAAUUAUUAUAGUGUUGCCAAUGUUAAAAGGAUAAAGCCAUUGUUUACAAAUUUGGUAAAUAAAUAACCAAAAAAUUUUAUAUUUUGUUUUCUUACUGUACCGAAAAUGAACCGAACCCUGACCUCUAAACCGAGGUACGUACCGAAGCGAAAUUUUUGUGUACCGUUACACCCCCUACCACCAAAAAUAUUUACAUAUCGUGACCUGAAAAAUAACCAAAUAAUAGCGAUAUUGCUAUUACAUGCUCUUACGCAGACUAACUAUUCUUUAGCCGCGCAUUGAUAAGCACAAAAUGUCGCUUAUGUGGAUAUUAGGAGAAUUUAGCAAUGAAUCUAAAAGGUGUUUAUCUGAUACAUUCAAUUUAUACCUCGGAGAUCGCGACAAAGACAGGACAACUGAAGAUGGUGUCUUUUUAACCCUUUGUGUAUAUAAUGAUUAUCAUAAUUCAUCUAAAUUAGAAAAUAUGGACAUCCUGUCAGUCGUCAUCGCAGUGAGAGCAGACAUUGUACAGUAAGCUAUCAAUUUUUUAUGUUUGUAGUUUGUAUUUCUUGUUUAGCACUUAGCAAUACGGCUACAUGAUGCUUAGUGUUUCGCUGAAGUUGGAUCUGUUCAGCAGAGCUUCUAAAACUUGUAGCUCACCCCCUUGUAUUUCGGAUAAAAAAACAUAAGGUUUUUCAUAAUUUUUCCCAAAGUAAUCGUCGUUGGCUCUCACAAAUUCGGCGGGAUUUGCAUUGUUGUUGGUGGGAAAGGGAUCUGUGGGUCUCACUUGUGACUGGCCUUCUCGUUAUUUUUCAAAAUGGCUCGGGAAUCUCCUGUGAGAUUUAUACAAUUUCGAUCAUAUGUAUUUACUCGCAAACUUUUUGGUAGUCUUUUGGUGUCAUAAACCAGAUAUACAGUGUAUGAUAACAGCUUCAAUAUAAAGGCAACUUGUUUUUCUAUUCUACUGGUACUUUAAACAUGACAAAAACAGUACAAAAGUGCAUUGCAGAAAAUGUAACUAAAAGAGGUAACUACUGUAGAUGCUCUAAUUCUAGAAUGUAUUUACUGGAAUCGCAGUUGUAAACAACAGUAUGGCAAGUUUUAGCAUGCAUGAGUUUCACAACUUUUGGACACCAAGCUCCUGAUGACAAUACAAGAUUCUGACGUUAAUUGAAUAAAGGCACAAAUUGGAGCAUUUACAAUAUACAGUAUUUAGAAUGGAAAAGGGAUAGUGCACACUUAGCGCCACACCUGUAUUAUGCAAAAUUAAGAUGAGCGCUAAUAUUACAAAAAGUCUUAGACUAGUUGAUUCACAAUUAUACAAUACUAUGCGGCAUUAAAAAAUACAUAACCCAUGAAAAAUUUGAUUCUGAAGUGAAAACUGAUCAUUGUUAGCUUUUUGAUACAUAUCUUGUAUUAUAUUAGAAUAUUGUGGUGUGUUUAAUCCUCAUUAGUAAGACAAUUCAUUCAAAACAUGUUUAGUACUAAGCACAAGUUUUGGCACACUCACUAUAUGUGAGCUGCAGUGUUGCGUGUGUGUGUGUGUGUGUGUGUGUGCCAGUGUGACUCUUCAAAUGUGUGUUUGAACACAUUAGAACUACUGUUCUGAUGAUGGUUACAGAUGUUGUGUUUGCCUGGUUUAGGGGGAAAAAAGUUUGUUUUACAAAAAAAAAAGCACUUUAUCGAGUGAAAUGUGACUAUUACCAGGCAGUUGAGGUAGUAUGUUAUUAAAAAAAAAAAAAAAAAAAAGGCCAGCCAGUGCCAGAUAAAGCUAAUCUUGACUUGCUGUAGUGGUUGAAGAAAACGCAAUAAUGUAUGUUAUAGUUUUUUUUUUUUUUUAUGACUGACAACAAUCAAACUUUGUGAAAUGCCGUGUGAAUGAUUUAAAAAAAAUAAAAAUUAAACUCUGUAAGAUUGAA
This is a messenger RNA of Nerophis ophidion (straightnose pipefish), 5696 nucleotides long. It is a transcript of the gene egln2, whose product is annotated as egl-9 family hypoxia-inducible factor 2. Gene Ontology annotation, cellular component: cytoplasm; nucleus. Gene Ontology annotation, biological process: peptidyl-proline hydroxylation to 4-hydroxy-L-proline; cellular response to hypoxia. The transcript has 6 exons. Gene Ontology annotation, molecular function: ferrous iron binding; peptidyl-proline 4-dioxygenase activity; L-ascorbic acid binding. The record is from RefSeq and is a predicted model, not a curated record. NCBI's taxonomy places the organism in Eukaryota, Metazoa, Chordata, Actinopteri, Syngnathiformes, Syngnathidae. Bases 497 to 2011 code for a protein of 504 amino acids.